Nycticebus coucang (slow loris) is the source of this 2565-nucleotide messenger RNA. Its product is annotated as protocadherin alpha-10-like. Gene Ontology annotation, molecular function: calcium ion binding. The record is from RefSeq and is a predicted model, not a curated record. Lineage: Eukaryota; Metazoa; Chordata; Mammalia; Primates; Lorisidae. Gene Ontology annotation, biological process: homophilic cell-cell adhesion. Gene Ontology annotation, cellular component: plasma membrane.
AAUCUGAGAUCUCGGCCAUUUCGAUAAAAAGUGGAUGUAAGAAAUCGGACAGGAAAUGUCAGAAUGUAUUAGCGUUCUAGACUGCAGAUUCAUCGAUUUGUAAAGCAAGAGAAAAGUAAGAUGGUCUCCAGAUGGAGCAGCCCUGAAGCCCGGUGUUGGCUGCUCUCACUUCUGCUCUUCGCAUCCUGGGAGGGGGGAAGCGGUCAGCUCCGUUACUCAGUCCCAGAGGAGGCUAAACACGGCACCUUCGUGGGCCGCAUCGCUCAGGACUUGGGGCUGGAGCUGGAGGAGCUGGUGCCGCGCCUGUUCCGGGUGGCGUCCAAGGACCGCGGGGACCUUCUGGAGGUAAAUCUGCAGAAUGGCAUUUUGUUUGUGAAUUCUCGGAUCGACCGGGAGGAGCUGUGCGGGCGGAGCGCGGAGUGCGGCAUCCACCUGGAGGUGAUUGUGGACAGGCCGCUCCAAGUUUUCCACGUAGAGGUGGAGGUGAAGGACAUUAACGACAACCCGCCCAUGUUCUCUGUAAGAGAACAAAAACUCUCCAUACCUGAAUCCAGACUGCUGGACUCUAGAUUUCCGCUAGAAGGCGCAUCUGACGCAGAUGUUGGCGAGAACGCAAUGCUAACUUACAAACUCAGUCCAAAUGAAUUUUUCAUUCUGGAUAUUAUAAACAAAAAAGAUAAAGACAAAUUUCCAGUGCUUGUUCUGCGAAAACUACUAGAUCGUGAAGAAAACCCGCAGCUUGAGUUGUUACUGACAGCAACUGAUGGAGGCAAACCCGAAUUUACUGGAUCUGUUUCUCUGCUGAUCUUAGUGUUAGAUGCCAAUGAUAAUGCUCCUGUAUUUGACAGACCUGUUUAUGAAGUCAAGAUGUAUGAAAAUCAAGUGAACCAAACCUUAGUAAUAUGGCUCAACGCCUCUGAUGCGGAUGAAGGAAUAAACAAGGAAAUGAUUUAUUCAUUCAGCUCUUUGGUUCCACCUGUGGUAAGAAGGAAAUUUCAAAUAAAUGAAAGCACAGGAGAAAUAAAAGUAAAUGAUGCUAUUGACUUUGAGAAUAUUAACACUUAUGAAAUUCACGUAGAUGCUACAGAUAAAGGAAACCCACCGAUGGUUGGUCACUGCACCGUUCUAGUGGAAUUACUGGAUGAAAAUGAUAAUUCACCUGAGGUGGUAGUUACUUCUGUGUCUCUCCCAGUGAAAGAAGAUGCUCUCGUGGGCACUGUCAUCGCCCUGAUAAGCGUGUCUGAUCAAGACUCUGGUGCCAACGGACAGGUCACUUGCUCCCUGACACCCCAUGUCCCAUUCAAGCUUGUGUCCACCUACAAGAAUUACUAUUCGCUAGUGCUGGACAGUGUUCUGGACCGCGAGAGCGUAUCCAGCUUUGAGUUAGUGGUGACAGCACAUGAUGGAGGCUUCCCUUCUCUGUGGGCCACAGCCAGAGUGUCCGUGGAGGUGGCCGACGUGAAUGAUAAUGCGCCAAUCUUUUCGCAGCCCGAGUACACGGUGUUUAUAAAGGAGAAUAACCCACCAGGCUGCCACAUCUUCACUGUAUCUGCGCGGGACGCGGACACGCAGGAGAACGCGCUGGUGUCCUACUCGCUGGUGGAGAGGCGGGUGGGCGAGCGUGCGCUGUCGAGCUACGUGUCGGUGCACGCGGAGAGCGGCAAGGUGUACGCGCUGCAGCCGCUGGACCACGAGGAGCUGGAGCUGCUGCAGUUCCAGGUGAGCGCGCGUGACGCGGGCGUGCCGCCUCUGGGCAGCAACGUGACGCUGCAGGUGUUUGUGCUGGACCAGAACGACAAUGCGCCCGAGCUGCUGGCGCCUCGGGCUGGAAGCACUGGCGGCGCGGUGACUGAGCUGGUGUCUCGGUCUGUGGGGACCGGCCAUGUAGUGGCGAAGGUGCGCGCCGUGGAUGCUGACUCUGGCUACAACGCGUGGUUGUCCUAUGAGCUGCAGCUGACUGCAGGCGACGGGCGCAGUCCAUUCCGCGUGGGUCUGUACACUGGCGAGAUCAGCACCACGCGCCUUUUGGACGAGACCGAUGUGUCGCGCCAGCGCCUGCAAGUGCUGGUGAAGGACCAUGGAGAGCCGGCGCUGACGGCCACUGCCACUGUGGUGGUGUCGCUGGUAGACAGCGGCCAGGCACCAAAGGUCUCAUCGCGGGCACUGGCUGGAGCUGCAGGGCCGGAGGUAGCGAUUGUGGAUGUCAACGUGUACCUCAUCAUCGCAAUCUGCUCGAUAUCCAGCCUCUUGGUUCUCACACUUUUGCUGUACACUGCGCUGCGGUGCUCGGCGCCUCCCAGCGAGGGCGCAUGCGGGCCCAGCAGGCCCAGGCUGGUGUGCUCCAGCGCGGUGGGGAGCUGGUCCUAUUCGCAGCAAAGGUAUGCUCUGGGGAGGGCCCACCUAAGACGGAUCUCAUGGCCUUCAGCCCCAGCCUUCCACCCUGCCCAGUGGUAGAAGUGGGAGUAGAAGACCAGUGUACUGGGGCGAGCCAGUCUAGAAAGCCACGACAACCCAACCCUGACUGGCGUUACUCUGCCUCCCUGAGAGCAGGCAUGCACAGGUAUG